AUGGCUCGAACCAGCUGUAAGGAUUCAGAUUGUACUGAGCAUGUCCUUAUGCCUACUUCUACUUCCUGUGACAAAAUCGCUAUGGCUUCAGGUCGAGUCACCAAGGGUUCAACCGUCUUGGCUUUACACUCUUGCCUUAGUUGCCAAACAUUGGCACUACUCACAGAAAUUAACACUACCAGUGUCAUGAAAUCGCUGAAAGUAACUACUGUUUUUAACCUUCUUAUACUAACAAUGGGUUCACGAUCCACUAAAAUAACAUCCUGA
Molecule: messenger RNA, 267 nt
Organism: Arabis nemorensis
Lineage: Eukaryota; Viridiplantae; Streptophyta; Magnoliopsida; Brassicales; Brassicaceae
Source: the annotation of a GenBank genome assembly